This is a messenger RNA of Daucus carota subsp. sativus, 2490 nucleotides long. Its product is annotated as probable galacturonosyltransferase 14. Gene Ontology annotation, molecular function: polygalacturonate 4-alpha-galacturonosyltransferase activity. The transcript has 6 exons. Bases 417 to 2015 code for a protein of 532 amino acids. The record is from RefSeq and is a predicted model, not a curated record. NCBI's taxonomy places the organism in Eukaryota, Viridiplantae, Streptophyta, Magnoliopsida, Apiales, Apiaceae.
UAAUUACCCUUUCUUCUUCAUUGUUAAAACUUUUUUCGUCUCUGAAAAAGGGGCUAAUCUUCAGCACUAUUAACACGAUUCAAAAAUCAAAAUCACGCACACGUAAUCUACGUACUCUGCGCCGAUAUCUAUACAUAUUCAACAAGGAAAGUGGCGGUGACAUUGCGUAUAUACAUACACAUUUUGUGUCUAUCUUCAACUGCAUUUGUUUUGUCGGCAUCUACAAUAGCCGGCCGGUGAUUAUCGUUUUUUUUCCCGGAGACGGCCGGAUCGUCGAGUUGAGGUGGCGUAUCGGACGGUGAGAAUGCACGUUUUCAAAUUUGAGAUUGUUAUUGUCGGCGGUAGCGGAGAUUUGAUUAUUAGUGAAUAUAGAAAUUACAAAUUGGCGAGGAAUUAGGGUUUGGUAGAGAUUGACGAUGCAGCUUCACUUCUCACCUAGCAUGAGAAGUGUAACAAUCUCGAGCAGCAAUGGAUUUUCUGACUUGAUGAAGAUCAAAGUCGCAGCUCGUCAUAUUUCUUACCGUACACUUUUUCACACCAUUCUUAUUCUCGCUUGUUUGUUGCCGUUCCUCUUCAUUCUUACUGCUCUCGUUACUCUCGAAGGCGCUAACAAGUGUUCUUCUUUCGAUUGUUUAGGCAGGCGGUUGGGACCAAGGUUUCUUGGCAGGGCUGACAGUUCAGGGAGGUUGGUUAAGGAUUUGUACAAGAUAUUAAAUCAAGUGAAUUCUGAGGAUAUCCCAGAUGGCAUAAAGCUCCCCAAGUCAUAUAGUCAACUUGUUUCUGAAAUGAAAACCAAAAAAUACAAAGCAAAGGAGUUUGCUCUUAUUUUGAAGGGAAUGAUGGAGGAAUCUGAUAAGGAAUUAAAGGAAUCAAAGUUUGCAGAACUACUGAACAGACACUAUGCAGCUAGUUCUGUUCCAAAAGGCAUUCACUGUCUUGCUCUGCGUCUUACUGAUGAGUACUCUUCCAAUGCACGUGCAAGGAGACAGUUGCCUUCCCCUGAGUUUCUCCAUGUGCUUUCUGACAACUCAUAUUACCACUUUGUUUUCUCAUCUGAUAACAUUCUGGCUGCUUCAGUUGUGGUCAAUUCUGCUGUCCAGUCUUCUACAAAACCUGAUAGAAUUGUAUUCCACAUCAUUACCGACAAGAAAACUUAUGCAGGGAUGCACUCAUGGUUUGCUUUGAAUCCUGUAGCCCCUGCUAUAGUUGAAGUAAAAGGUGUUCAUCAGUUUGAGUGGUUAACUCGAGAAAAUGUUCCUGUGCUCGAAGCCGUGGAAAACCAUUCUGGAAUUUGGAACUACUACCACGGUAACCAUGUUUCAGGGGCCACUCUUAAAAAUACCACUCCACGGAAAUUUGCAUCCAAAUUACAGGCUAGAAGCCCAAAGUACAUUUCGCUGCUCAACCAUCUUCGCAUAUAUUUACCAGAGCUCUUCCCAAACCUUGACAAAGUGGUUUUCCUAGAUGAUGAUGUUGUAAUUCAGCGUGAUCUGACUCCACUUUGGAAAAUUGACCUUGGUGGAAAGGUCAAUGGAGCUGUUGAAACCUGUAAAGGUGAAGAUGACUGGGUAAUGUCUAAGCGAUUGAAAACUUACUUUAAUUUCUCACAUCCCCUCAUUUCGAAGAACUUAGAUCCAGAUGAAUGUGCUUGGGCUUAUGGUAUGAAUAUCUUUGACUUGCGUGCAUGGAGGAAGACUGAUAUCAAAGACAGAUACCACACCUGGCUAAAGGAGAAUCUGAAUUCGAAUCUCACAAUGUGGAAGCUUGGUACUCUGCCACCAGCUUUAAUUGCUUUCAAAGGUCACGUCCGCCCAAUUGACUCAUCAUGGCACAUGCUGGGUCUUGGAUACCAAAAUAAGACCAAUAUCGAGAGUAUAAAAAAGGCUGCCGUAAUUCACUACAAUGGCCAAGCAAAGCCAUGGCUCGAAAUAGGUUUUGAACAUCUCCGACCAUUUUGGACAAAAUAUGUCAACUAUUCCAACGAUUUCAUCAAAAGUUGCCACAUAUUGGAGUAGUAGUAACAUUAGAGUGCAUCCAAUCAAAAUUUGAUCGCUGCUCCCCACUCUGACCUUUUGAAGUAAAAACAUGCAUCACCUGCAUGGGGAGAUGAUUGUUCAUUCUUUAAUUCGGAAAUAUCAGCCUGCUUAUCUUUCAAAGGAAUAUGUUGGCCAUUUACCCCAGAGCGUAUACAGACAAAGGAUCUGAAGAUGAUAGGUUUUCGGUGCAAGGCCUAGCUUUAGAAUUGUUGCUCCAGAUAUAGAUUUUACCAUCUGUUUUUUGAUUCCUUAUUCUAUAAUCAUUUCUUUUAAGUUGCAGCUGUCACUCUGUUUUGAGCCCCUUUAUAAUCUCUAACACGAACAACCCAUCAUCAAUCCGUAACUGGGCAUGGUAGCUCGCUGGAUUAGUACUUACUCAACUUAGUAGGUUCUGUGUCAGUAUUGUGUAUGAUUCAUUAGAUACUUAUAAAAUGUGCAGAAAACUAUUUAUUUC